UUCAUGUCGAUCGAGGGCCACGUGGAGCGACCCGAGAUUGAGAAGGUGGCGCAGAAGCGGAACGCCUGUCUGGGUGACCUGUGGCGGGUCACCACUCGUGAGAACGUCUUCAACAAGACCGCCUGGCAGUUGGGCGCUGCCAAGGCGCUCAAAGAGUUCCAAGAUGGUGUGGUGACCGAGGUGCGAGCCGGCUAUGACGGGCGGGUGCAGGGGGACAGCUGGUCGUUCCCCGCCGCACUCAUGUUCUCCCUCUCUGUCUUCACCAUGAUCGGCUAUGGCAACAUGGUGCCUCGCACAACCUGGGGCAAAAUCGCCACCGUCGUCUACGCCGUAUUCGGUAUCCCGCUCUACGUGCUCUACUUCAUGAACAUGGGCAAAGUGCUGGCGCAAACGUUCCGCUGGUUGUACACGAAAGCGUACGAGUGCAGCAUGGAGGACAGACGCCGCGACUCUGACAGUGAGCCGGCGCGAAUCAUCGUGCCCUCGACCGCCUGCCUCUGGGUGAUGGGUGCUUACGUCGCCACAGGCACCGUCAUGUUUGCCGAAUGGGAGAACUGGAACUAUUUGGACAGCACCUACUUCUGUGUGACCAGCCUCUGCAAAAUCGGUAUAGGCGAUUUUGUGCCUGGUGCUAAUAUUCUUGACUCGCGCAGUGGUCAUCAGACUAAGUUAGUCAUCAACUUUGUAUACCUGUUGCUUGGCAUGGGUUUGAUGGCCAUGUGCUACAAUCUGAUGCGUGAGGUGGUACGUGUGAAAAUGCGUGAACUCAAGUCGGACAUCACGUUCUGUUUCGAGGAUCUGCGCCUGAGGGCAGUCGCCUGCUACAGGCGCAAUAACGCUGAUUAACAUCAAUUCACCACAAAAUAACAAAUACAUCCAUGGACAUAUUUCUACUUGACACAUGCCAUGUAGACAAUGUUAAUAAUUGUUUGUGACCCAUUUGUAUCUGGCCAUAUACCAUAAUCAAUUGUGUGCACUAAGAGAUCUUUCACUAUGUGGUGGACUAUGUUAUUUUUUCUUGAAAUAAAUUUGACCAUAAUCAAUUAACUUCUGUGCAUUGAGAGAUCUUGCACAAUUCGGUGGACAGUGAGAUUUGUAAGAGUUUUUUAAUAAAAUAAAGUUGUAUAACCUUAAUCGAUUGGGUGCACUGAGAUAUCUUGUACUAUGUGGUGGACUAUGAUAUUUGUGAAUGAUUUUUACUAGAAAAUAGAAAUUUUGAGACGUGUAAAAGUUUAUUCUACAAGAAUUGCUAACUCUCCAUGACAAAAUUCAUGAUGGAAGAUGACAUCUACUUCACUAUAAAUUUCAAAUAUUCUCACUUUUAAAAAAAUGUCUUGUGAUACCCACAUAAGUAGAUGAUUUUUGCUUAGAUAAUUACUUCGGGAAUGACACAAUAAAUCCCGGAUUUAUUCGAACUCGUGAGCUGUAAUAUAAUAGACUGAAUAAGCUGUGACGCUCCAUCAGUCAACUGAACUACGCUACCGUACUUAAAUGUUUAUCUAAAGGUGAUUAUGAUGAGUGAUUAUUAACAUUCAUAUUGAAAUACAAAUUGAAUUGUAUAAUAAAGAAUUCAAACUUUAUUAUCUCCGUAUCACAUUUUUUUACUCAGGAAUGCUUAUUUGUAUAUAAAAGAUGGAAUCAUUGAAUCUUUCACUAUUAAACUCGUGAUAAAUAAUUUUCAUUUUAAAGAAUGUUGAUUUUGGGGAAAGGCAUUAGUGCGACGAAUUUGUAAGUUUAACAAAUUUUCUUAAACUUCGAAGAUACUGUGUCGAGCAGAAGUGAAACAACUUUUCUGCAAUGGUGAAUACUUUUUUAUAGAUUCUAGUUGUAGGAAGAAUUCAGUUUGAUUGUUGGGAAACUCGUCUAGUGUACAUUGAACGUGGAAGUCAUGAGUGUAGUGAUUCCUGUAUGCUAAACUCAUAAAGUAUCAAAUUAUUCAUUAUAUUUAUAAUACAUACUUAUUAUGAAAUAUAUUCUGAUAUUUUUCACGUUUGAUAUAAAAUUUGUUUCAGGUACAAAAAUAUUGAUGUACCGUAUGUACCAAUGUAAAUAUUUUUCUAAACGCUUAUUGAGGAGUCUACUUGGAUACAAGUUAUUAAGCUGCAAUUCUAAAAGUACUGUUCGUUACUAUGCAAAAAUGGCUGAAAGCAGUCCCAACCAUUCAACCCCAACAAGACUCCUCCAAGUUGAAGGAUAUGAUGGAAGGAAAAAUGACGUAAUUUAUCACAAACCUUCGAUCACUCAACCAGUUCACAGCACCGUCAUUUAUUUCGGAGGAGAUGUGCAGGAUUUCAAAGAAAAUAUGGAGGUGCACAGCAGACCUUUCCUGAAGUGGAAUCUGGAUGACAUGUCGCGUAUGUUGAGCUUAAAAUUUCCAGAAAGUCAUAUUAUUGUUGUCAGACCUUCCAGGAUGGAUUUCGAUGUGUACAGUUGCUUUGUGAAUUUUGUCCCUUCAGUGAAGUAUGGUGUGCCAAAGCAUGUGCCGAUGAAUUUUGCCUUUCAACACAUACUGAAGCUACUUGAUGGAGUAUCACAACGUUUCAACUUCACUAAUUCAAAGGAAUACACGCAUACCGUGGAUUCGGAUUUACCUUGCCGCAAAUUGAUUGUGAUCGGUUUCAGCAAAGGAUGUGUGGUUCUCAAUCAGCUUCUCUAUGAAUUCCAUCAUAUCAAAACAUCAACAUCACCCGAGGACAAUGAAAUGCGUAGAUGUAUUCCACAGAUAAGCGACAUGUUUUGGCUGGAUGCUGGUCAUGGAGGAACAGAUAUUUUUCUGUCAACUUCAAGUGUGCUUCAGACUUUAGCUGAAUCAGGAAUCCGAAUCCACAUCCACGUAACACCUUAUCAGGUGAAAGAUGCCAAGAGACCGUGGAUUGGAGAAGAGGAGAGUCAGUUCACAGCUCUGUUAGAAAAGCUGAAUGCCAAUGUCGAGCGCACUCUUCACUUUGGAAAUGAAGCAGGCAGUUUGAAUUUGCACUUUGAUGUUUUGUCUGCUUUUAGAAUGCCCAGUGGUUUGCAAUUUGAACCCGAUUGAAUAUAUUCAUAUUGAAUAUAAAAUGGCAUUGUUUUUUUUUUUUAUUUUAGGCUGUAUUUGAAGUUGCAGUGUAUUAUUAAUUUAAUGUCCUCUACAUUGCUCUCACCCUACUGCAUUGUAAUUUAUAGAUAAGUCACCGAAUCAUCGUCGGUAAUUCAGAAAAAUAAAAGAAAUCAAAUAAUCUGUAAAUUACAGUUCAGAUCACAUCUAAACAGAACUGAUAUCAUAAAUUAUUUCGGUGCAUAGAUUUCAGGUUGUGAGUGACUUAUUAUAAACUCGACAACUUCAAUCGGAAGAGAUCUCCUAAACAAGAAUGUAGGUACCAUUUCCAAAAUGGAAGGCUAUAAUAAUAUUAUUAUAAUAAUUUUCAUUUCAUGAUUUAUAAUUCUAGAUUUAUUGUAAUCUAUUUAUAUUAUGAUUCAAGCGUGCAGGUGUUUUAUUUAAAUACCUAGAUGAUACUUUCUAUUUCUAGUUAUUUAUUAAAUGUUUAAUGUCUUACAAGUGCAUUAUAUAGAAUUAAUUUAUGUUGACUGAUAUGAAUCUAGUCUUAUUUUUUACAAUAUUAUAAUACAUAUUCAACCUUUAGCAUAUUCAUAUAUUUUGUAUGUUGAGCCUGAAUAUAGAUAAACAUCAUUAUUGUGUAUAAGGUA
Nilaparvata lugens (brown planthopper) is the source of this 3684-nucleotide messenger RNA. Its product is annotated as UPF0565 protein C2orf69 homolog. The transcript has 7 exons. The record is from RefSeq and is a predicted model, not a curated record. The coding region runs from base 1964 to 3034 and encodes 356 amino acids. Gene Ontology annotation, cellular component: mitochondrion. Lineage: Eukaryota; Metazoa; Arthropoda; Insecta; Hemiptera; Delphacidae.